Molecule: messenger RNA, 746 nt
Organism: Homarus americanus (American lobster)
Lineage: Eukaryota; Metazoa; Arthropoda; Malacostraca; Decapoda; Nephropidae
Product: activating transcription factor 7-interacting protein 1-like
Biological process (GO): regulation of DNA-templated transcription
Cellular component (GO): transcription regulator complex; nucleus
Molecular function (GO): transcription coregulator activity; protein binding
Source: RefSeq, a predicted model, not a curated record
UACUUUUAAUUUUACAGAUAAACAAAGGCAUCAUGCACGCCAAUGGGAGUGGCGGCAUGAUUAAAACAAUAGCUCCGAGGCCGUCAACGCUGGCUGGGGUAAGCAGUGUGUCUAAUCCAGUCAAAUCAUACUGCUCUGUUGGGGGUCAAGUGAGGUCACCACCCAAUGUUACGUUUCAUACUAAGAUGAUUCCGUCGUCCAACACCCCUCAGGGCCUGGUGACACACGGAGCUCUGGGGAUUCUAGCUACCUCACAGGCUGGCGUUGGUCGACCGCAGGCGAUGAGUGCUAUGGGGGCCUCCGGUCUUACCACCGUCGCCGCCCCCACCCAAACCCUGGGUACCAUUCGGCCGACUACAGGACAGAUGCUUAUGAUGACGCCUUCGGGAGCCAUGCAGGCGUUACCCCGAGGAGCCAACACAGGUGUGGUGAGCACCGCAACGGCCGUCCUUCCUGUUGCUCAGGGGAGAGUUGUCCGAGCUCCGAUUGGUGGAUUGACCUCUGUAGUAUCAGCGACCGGGACCUUGUUAGGCACCCAGAGAUCAAUGUUAUUACAAAACGACAAGGCAAUCACAGGCACCACGGCAGCACUGCAGACUCCACUGACCAGCAGAGGAAGCGGCGUCAUUGAUCUCACCGACGAGGAUGAAGGCAAUAGAAUAGGCCAGCCGGCAACCAUGGUGCCUAAACCCGGCACUCUGAUGAAGGUGCCGGCCUCAGGGACAGCCCAGCUACUGCCCAUACAA